AUGUUGAUGCGAUCGAAAGAAGAAAGUGUUAAGGCCAACUUCGAACAGUAUGGCACGGACCGAUAUUAUUUAAGCGGUAUCCUGGCCGAUGCUUGCUGGCAUGAUUUGUGGGCAAGGCCUGUCUUCAACGCUAUUGUUACAGAUCCGCCCUACGGUAUACGUGAAAAAGGACGCAAGAUUGGAAAGAAGCCAAGAAAGGAACACUGGACUUUGGACGGCAGUGAACAUGAGUACCAUUUCCCGGAAAAACAGCCGUACUCCUUGGAGAAGACAUUCACUGAUUUAUGUGAUCUCGCUGCCAAGACACUUCUUAUUGGAGGAAAACUGUCCUUCUGGUUUCCUGUCAUUCUUGAAAGUUACUCAGAAGAAUGUCUCCCCGUUCAUCCGGCUCUGCGCCUUGUCGCAAACUGUGAGCAACGGCUUUCUCGGAAGACUAGCAGGCGACUAUUAGUGUACCAGAAAUUUCGUGAGCCAGAGUCAGGGGAACAGUCCUGGUAUCCUGCAAAUCAAUAUGAGAAUAAAAGUUUCCGGGAUAUCACCUUUGAACCGAAACGGAUAUUUUAG
Molecule: messenger RNA, 564 nt
Organism: Cooperia oncophora
Lineage: Eukaryota; Metazoa; Nematoda; Chromadorea; Rhabditida; Trichostrongylidae
Source: the annotation of a GenBank genome assembly